CGUGACGCUAUCCCUAUCAUAGGAAGAUACGCCUGCUUCGCUAGCGCUGUUAGCUUGUCGCGAUCGUUUGCUUUUCGUGGAAACAAUGAUGUCUGACAGUGUCGAAGACAGGGAAGGAGACAGACCGACAAGUACCGGCACCAAGGCCGGUAGCGCUAGCGGUACUGCGUCCAGUCAGAUGGCCAGCCACAAGGCAGUCAAGCACAGAGCUACUACUGGGUCGUUCAAACUCGUGGCUUCAAGAGAAUUGCAGCGUUUCAGCUCGGCGGAUUCUUCCAUCAAGUUGGCUGCAGAAAUAGAAGACCCGGAAUCAGCAGUCGAUUUCUUGAGGAGAGGAACGAGCAACCUGACACCGCUCAAGUUGAAGUUGUCCUCUUGUAGCGACGAGUGGAUGCUCGCUUUUUUGGACCACGGCGGUCUAGAACUCGUGUUCGCUUGUCUGGAGAACCUGGGGAAAAGAGGGUUUUCGAAGUUCUCGGUAGCCAUGGAUCAGUUGUUGUGUGUUGGAUGCAUCAAAGCGGUGAUGAACUCCAAGGUUGGUCUCGAUCACAUUGUUGACAGGACCGCAUAUGUGAGGACAUUGGCAGAAGCUGUUGACACAAAUAACAUCAUGGUCAAGAUGCAAGUAUUUGACUUACUUGCUGCUAUCAGUGUAUACUCAGAAGAUGGUUACAGGCUGGCACUCGAUGCUAUGAACAAUUACAAGAAAACCAAGGGGCAGUCGUAUCGUUUCAGUCUUCUAGUAAAUGAGUUGAGAAAUUCGGAAACAGACUCGUAUUCCGUAUCGUUGCUGGCUCUUAUUAAUUGCUUGGUCAGUGCUGCACCAAGCGUUCAAGAACGGAUCCAAAUCAGAAACGAAUUCGUAGGUUUGAAACUUCUUGAUGUCAUUACACGUAUGAGACAUACAGAAGACGAUGAUCUCAAUCUCCAACUUGACUUGUUUGAUGACUUACGGAGGCAAGAUGACGAAAGUUUAUGUCUACCCAGUGGCAUUGACUUGAACAAUCAAUUUGACAUGUUCAAUGCCCUAUUCUGGAAAGUGAGUGACACUCCUCGAGCAACCAAUUUGCUGCAUAUUCUUCAACAUCUUUAUCUUAUUGAUCACGAUGGCAGUCUUGGUGAUAGAAUAUGGGAGACUGUUGAUAAAGUUGUUCUUCAGGCGUCACUUGUUAUGACAGAAGACGAGGCUACAAGAGUCGCCCAGAGUACAUUGUCUCGGCUGAGAUCAUCAGUACAGUAUGAUUCUAUGGACACUAUACAGCUUUUGGAUGGAUCAAGUUUAUUAAGCAAUGUGGAAGGUUCAGUUCAAGACCCAUUAACUGUUUCUGUACCGUCGGCACCUGUGCCACCACCAUUGCCAUUGGAAUCGGGUUCAACUGAUGCUGAGGAAUUUUCUACUAGUCAAGCAGCUUCUUCAACUUUUAGUAUUUCUACCCCUUUGCCUCCACUACCACCACAGCCGCCGCCACUGCCGCCACUUCCUUUAGGACUAUCAGAAACUUCAUUUCCUCAACUUCUAGGACAGUCAGGAAUACCAACACCACCACCUCUUCCUACACAACCAGGCAUUCCACUACCCCCUCCACCACCACCAACUCCUUCAGGACACUCAGAAAUUCCAGUACCUCCACCUCUUCCAGGGCAGCCUGGCAUCCCACCACCACCGCCACUUUCUGGACAGCCAGGCAUCCCACCACCACCGCCACUUCCAGGACAACCAGGCAUCCCACCACCGCCGCCACCUCCUGGACAGCCAGGUAUCCCACCACCGCCGCCUCUUCCAGGACAGCCAGGUAUUCCACCACCUCCUCCUUUUCCUGGACUGUCGGGUGUUCCUCCACCUCCACCAUUUGUAGCACCUAGUGGUUCUGCUCCUCCACCACCUCCCGGAAUUGGUGGCCCUGUUUGUAUGACCGGUCCGGCCAUUGCGGCUUUUGCACCUGUCAAACGGAAGCCGUCCAAGAAAAUGAAGAAAUUCAAUUGGAACAAGCUGCCUGUAAAUCGCAUUCGAAAUGCAAAAUGCCAAACAGUGUGGGAAUGCGUUGAGCAAGUGCAGGCUCAAAAACAUCAGGGAACAAAGGUUAAGUACGAAGCAGUCGAGACGUUAUUUUGCCAACAGCAAGUUGUAAAGAAAGACAAGAAAAAAGAAAAGAAGAAAACGGAUACUGUGGUGAAUCUGCUUGACCCCAAAGCAAGCUUGAAUGUAAACAUCUUUAUUAGACAGUUCCGAAGAUCGAAUGAGGAGGUAGUUGAUAUUGUCAGGAGAGGUGACAUUACACAGAUGGACAUUGAUCAGUGCAAAGUAUUGAGCUCUCUAUUGUUGAACGACGACGAUAUGCAACCUCUUCUGGCUUACAAAGGUGACUUCAAAAAACUUGGAACUGCAGAACAAUUUUACGUUUUGUUAUGGAAAGUGCCCAGUUUGCGCCAGAGAGUGGAAUGUAUGAGAUUGCAGCACGAAUUUGUUCAAGGCUAUGACUACUUACGUCCGUCAAUUCUUAUGAUCAGAAAUGCUGCACAGGAAAUGCUGGAAAAUGAAGAGCUACGUGAAAUCUUGAGUAUUAUACUGGUAACAGGCAACUUUGUAAACAUGGGUGGCUAUGCUGGCAAUGCUGCUGGCUUCAAGUUGGAAUCACUGGCGAAACUGGACGACACGAAGGCGAACAAACCGAGAAUGACAUUGACACAUUAUAUUGUUGAGGUCGCCGAAGAGAAUUACGCGUACUUGUUGGACAUUGACCAGAGGAUGCCCCACUUACAAAAAUCUGCACGGUUGUCUCUCGACACAUUGCAAACCGACUUGAAUGCUUUGAAAAAGCAGUUAGCGACUGCACAGGAGUCUCUCGGAGCUGCUUCAAAAGACCUAGAGACACAAAUGAAAGACUUCAUGGAGAAAUCUCAAUCUCAACUUAGAGAACUUGCAGAACUAAUGGACGACGUGUUCACACUCAGCAACAAGCUGGCUGGUUUCUUCUGUGAAGACGAAAGUUCAUUCAAGUUGGAAAGCUUCACACAGGUAAUGAGCAACUUUAUUGCUCGAGUGAAGUCUGCUCACGAGGAAAAUGUGCAGCGGCGACUGAGAGAGGAACGCGAGGAAAGGCGGCGCAAACAAAAAGAAGAGGACGACAAGCUAAAGAAAGAGAAACGAGAUGCAAAGAAAUCGGCUGAGAAAUCGGCUGAGAAAUUGGAAAGCAAGUCGAAAGGAUUCUUGGACUCUUUGUUGUCUGGUAUCCGAGGAGGAAGCAAACUGAGACAACAGGCAUCUGUUGCCUCGGACGAAGAACCGCCGAAACAGAAGAGGAGACGGAGUUUCUUGAGAAAGAGUGAACUCAAGUCGCCCAGCUUGUUACUGUCGGCUGAAUCACCGAGACAAUUGAAGGUAAUGACCGAAUUUGAAUUUGACGGAAAAGAAGAGGAAGAUGGAAUAGUGAAUAACGACUUGAAAGGAUCUAAAGACAAGGUUGCUCAAUCGGUGGGCAAGCUUCUUCAGUCUCCUUCUAGUCCAACGAAAGUUGUUGUGACAACUGGAGACGUCGAGGAUAGACACGACAUAUUGGAUGUAUUGCAGAGUAGUAGUAGUGUAGAUUCGGGCGUAGAAGUGGAACAACUCGAAGAUGGGAUAGUCAUCUCAUUGAAAAGGGAUGUCCCACAGGCAUGGGCCGAGGAGGCACCAACUAAGACCAAUUGACUCACGCGAACCGUUUGUAUCUCUUUGCAUUUUGUGUAAACUUCGAUUGAGGUCGCAACAAAUUUCAAGUGGCUAUAUAUGUUAUGCAUGCAUUUGUGACCAAUUCUAGAAUUAUCUCUGAAAGAGUGUCACAGCACAGAUGUGAACUCAAAUGUGUCUGAUUCUUGAAUAUAUUGUGUACUUGGAAGGAUGUGACCUAACGAUCAGAAAUCUAGAAUUAUAUGAAAUUUGAGGAAAAUUGUAUUUGAAACAACAG
Corticium candelabrum is the source of this 3944-nucleotide messenger RNA. RefSeq names its product inverted formin-2-like. The record is from RefSeq and is a predicted model, not a curated record. Lineage: Eukaryota; Metazoa; Porifera; Homoscleromorpha; Homosclerophorida; Plakinidae. Gene Ontology annotation, molecular function: small GTPase binding; actin binding. Bases 86 to 3688 code for a protein of 1200 amino acids. Gene Ontology annotation, biological process: actin cytoskeleton organization. The transcript is spliced from 18 exons.